Xenopus laevis (African clawed frog) is the source of this 1029-nucleotide messenger RNA. RefSeq names its product U3 small nucleolar ribonucleoprotein protein MPP10-like (gene mphosph10.S). The record is from RefSeq and is a predicted model, not a curated record. Bases 1 to 786 code for a protein of 261 amino acids. The transcript has 2 exons. NCBI's taxonomy places the organism in Eukaryota, Metazoa, Chordata, Amphibia, Anura, Pipidae.
AUGGCCUCUGUGCACACUGGAACGCAAAAGUGCUAUUAUGAUUUGCAAAAGUCACAGCUUGCACUAGCGGUUGGAAGCCCAUUGGAGGUACUGAUUAUUGAGAAUUUUGAUGAAGAGCAAAUAUGGCAGCAACUGGAACUGCAGAACAAUGCUGUUCUUAGCUACUUCAAGAAAGCAGUUAGCACUGCACAAAAGGACAAGGAUAUUUAUCUUGCACAGUCAGCUGAGGAGGAAACCCCAGACGAAGGUGAAGGUGUGUCAGAAGAAGAGUCCGAGUUAAUUAGUGAAAGUGAAGAGGAACAAAGAACUCAGGAGAAAAUACUUGCUAAUACCAAAAGACCCAAAAGAACACCAGUGGAGACAUUUAGUGAUGACGAUGAUGAUUCAGAUAUGGACUUUGAUAUUGAUAAACUGGAGAAGCAAAAUAAGCAGAAACAUAAUAAUAAAAAAACAAUGGCUAAAGCUAGUGAAACGUCAAUACUUGACGACAAGUUCUUUAAAUUGUCAGAAAUGGAGGCCUUUUUAGAAAAAGUUGAAAAAGAAGAUGGCGAGGAAGAUGACAAUGAUGAAGUUGAUUAUUUUGAGGAUAUUGACUCUUAUGAUGAUGAUGAUAUGGAUGAAGACUUUCACAUUACGAAAAGCAAUAAACGGGUAAGCUGUGUUUUAAGGAAAUGGCUGGAGAAAUCAGUAAAGCGCAUAAAAAGCUUUGCAAAGCAUUUGUAUCUCAGUCUAAACAUUAAGAUAAAAUGGUUUGAACAUGAGAUCUUCAGGAUGCUAUGGUAUUAAUUAACCAGACACAACUGGUCGAUAAGGAAAAAUAAUCAUAAAUUGUUUCGGCAAAUGGCUAAUUUUUAAUAAUCAAAAAGGUAUCCAAAAUAUCAUUUUUCAAUUAGUGUAGCAUUCAAGGACAAGGAAAGGUAAAGUCAUUGGGGGAGUGCCAGUUUGUGUGCCAGUGAAUUUAAUUGCUUACUGAGCAUACACCAAACCCCAACCUGCCACUGAGAAUUGCACUGAGAAUUGCACUGAGAA